Messenger RNA from Verticillium alfalfae VaMs.102, 669 nucleotides. RefSeq lists its product with no specific name. The record is from RefSeq and is a predicted model, not a curated record. NCBI's taxonomy places the organism in Eukaryota, Fungi, Ascomycota, Sordariomycetes, Glomerellales, Plectosphaerellaceae. The transcript is spliced from 3 exons. Bases 1 to 669 code for a protein of 222 amino acids.
AUGGUUCGUAUCACCAACCUUGUGCUCGGCGUCAUCGCCGUGGCUUCGGCCUCAACCUCAGCGCAGUAUUUUUCUCGCUACGACCUGGAGAAGCAAAAUAAGGAUGCCACAUGCGACAAUAACUGCUACUUCAGGAGCAUGUCGGGCUCCUGCGCCGAUGACCCUGCUUGCGUAUGCAACCAGAACGCCAAGCGCAAUGCACUCUGGUGCUGCUUGGCCAAGAAUUGCGACUCAAAUGUGCUGCCUGAGGCCAUCUGGCGCCACGGAAUGAACUGCGACGCCUUUGGGAUCCCCAUUCCAGAGGAGUUUGAUGUGCAGGGCGUCUGUGGAAUCCCAUGGACCUCGACGACAUCAACCAAGGCCGCCGCCACGCCCACCGCUGAGCCGAGCUCGGCCAAGGCCGGUGAGUCGUCCGCCGCUGCCAUCACCGGCAAUGGUUCCUCGGCGACGGCUGCGGUGACUACCACCACCGGUGCCUCCUCGUCGGCUGACGAGAGUGCUGCCCUCACCACCGCCGCGCCCCUGACAACAAGCCCGACGUCUUCUGGAGCGGGCGCUUCGGUUGCGAGCGACGCCGCGACGACAGCUGCUUCUCCUGCGGCUGGAGCUGGUCCUGUGCAGCCUGGCUUUGGCGUCUUGGCUGCUGCUCUAGGCAUGAUGCUCUGGUGA